AUGUCGGACGCAGCGCUGAACAUCGAGGGCGACCCCGAGCUGCUGCUGAACAACGUCCCCAAGCGGUUCGCCAUCGACGGCAAGGUGUCGGCGCAGCCUGCACUGAUCCGGCUGGACGACGGCUCACUGGCGGAGACGUGGGAUCUGACAGUCGAGCAGGACGACCACUGGUGGAACGCGCAAAUUGACUCGCUUGUGGACUGGUCGUCCAACUACGUGGAGCCCGAGGCAUUCCGCGUGUACCCCUGGCGCGUGCCCGACCCGUCGCUAGGCGAGCGCUCGCUGGUCGAGAACCCGGCGCACAAGAUUGCGAGCCCACAGGGCUGGGUGUCGUCCAACCAGACCGCCGGUAACAACGUGUUUGCGCAGUCCAACCCCGACGGCGGGUAUGGGUGGGAGAACAACUUCCGCCCGUCGUCGGCCAACCGCGUUUUCGACUACCCGCUCGACCUGACCAAGGCGCCGGCAUCAUACAUCGAGGCGGCAGUGACGCAGCUGUUCUACACCAACAACUUUAUGCACGACCUGUUCUACCUGUACGGCUUUGACGAGGCCUCGGGCAACUUCCAGGACAUCAACUUUAGCGGCAAGGGCCGCGGCAACGAUGCAGUCAUUGCCAACGCGCAGGACGGCAGCGGCUACAACAACGCCAACUUUGCCACGCCGCCCGAUGGCCGUCACCCGAAGAUGCGUAUGUACGUGUGGGACAUCACCAACCCGAACCGCGAUGGCGACCUGGAGCAGGGCAUUGUUGUCCACGAGUACACCCACGGCAUCUCGAUCCGCCUGACCGGCGGUCCCGCCAACUCCAACUGUCUCGGGUGGGGCGAGUCGGGCGGUAUGGGCGAGGGCCACGGAGAUAUCCUGGCCACCAUCAUCCGACUCAACUCGACCAGUACCCGCAACGACGACAUCCCGAUGGGCUUCUACUCGGCAGCCCGUGGUAUCCGCAAGUACCCGUACUCGACCAGCAUGAAGACUAACCCCUCGACGUACGGCAUCAUGGACGGGCCCGCGUACUGGGAAGUGCACGCCAAGGGCGAGGUGUGGGCUGCAAUCUACUACGAGGUUCUGUGGAAUCUGAUUGACGCCCACGGGUUCAGCGACGACGUGUUCUCGCACGAUAUGACCAAGGGCAACACGCUGGCGAUGCAGCUGCUGAUUGAUGCCUUCAAGCUGCAGCCGUGCCGCCCCAACUUUAUCGACACCCGCGAUGCUAUUCUGCUGGCAGACCGCCAGCUGACUGGCGGCGAGAACCAGUGCUUGAUCUGGAAGGGCUUCGCCAAGCGCGGCCUGGGCAAGAACGCCGAUCUGAUAUCCGACUCGCCGCCAGCAGUGGGAUCGACGUGUUGGGUAUCCGGUCCGUCGAAGAACGGGGGCUCCUGA
This is a messenger RNA of Linderina pennispora, 1386 nucleotides long. RefSeq names its product peptidase M36. Bases 1 to 1386 code for a protein of 461 amino acids. NCBI's taxonomy places the organism in Eukaryota, Fungi, Kickxellomycota, Kickxellomycetes, Kickxellales, Kickxellaceae. The record is from RefSeq and is a predicted model, not a curated record. The transcript has 3 exons. Gene Ontology annotation, molecular function: zinc ion binding; metalloendopeptidase activity.